CCUCCUUCCCUCCGGGGCGCUCUGGGGAGAGAGGCCCUCGGCGCCUGGGGACUCACGGAGCUCUGCGACCUCGGCGGCCAGGGGAUGAAAGCAGCCUGCGUGGCGUGGCAUGAGUAGCCAGAAGAGAGAAUUCUGAAGGGUUCCAAGAGCUGAGGACAUGGGGACCCUGGCUGUGGAAGUGCUGUACUGUGAUCACCCAGUCUAACUGAGGAGAGAGGAGUGGGGGAGUGCCACCAGGGCAAUCUUCCUUCAUGGUAUGAUGCCCUCUAUCAGUGGGGGCCGUCCUGAGCCAGGAGAGUGGCCGAGUGGAGUACUAUGGAUAGAGCCCAGGGCUGGGCCCAGCCCCAACUGCUAUCUCCAGGAAGCAGGGAAGAGACUGCUCCCAGGCCCAAGGGAAUCAGCUGUGCGGCUGGAGCAACUCCUCAGGGACCCCGAGGCUGGAAAAGACUGUUCACCUGCUGCUCUGCGCACUGACAGCUUGGAGCCGGCUGCCUGCCGGGGUUACAUCAUCUGCAGCUCCAUAAGGCUACACAGAAGCUGGGGUGCCCACACAGGCAGGAAGGCCACCAGGCCAGAAGGACACCUCGCAGCUGAAGGAGGGGACCUUGUUGACUGCUGGAGGGAGGGCGUCCUAUCCUGUGGUACCAUGUCCGCGAGCAGCAGGGAGAUGGGACCUUCUCUGACCCCGGAGAUCCUUAGCCACCUGGGCCUUGCCAAUAAGACUGCAGCUUGGGGGACCCUGGGCACACUCAGGACCUUCUUGAGCUUCAGUGUGGACAAAGAUGUACAGAGGCUACUGAAAGCCAUUACAGGCCAAGGUGUGGAUUGUGGUGCCAUUGUGGACGUGCUAACCAAUCGGAGCAGAGAGCAAAGGCAGCUUAUUUCUAGAGCCUUCCAGGAGCGGACCCAACAGGCCCUGCUGAAGUCCUUGCAGGCGGCACUCUCUGGGAACCUGGAGAAGAUUGUGGUGGCCCUGCUGCAGCCUGCAGCCCAAUUUGAUGCCCAGGAACUGAGGACAGCCUUGAAGGCCUCAGAUUCUGCAGAGGAUGUAACCAUGGAAAUUCUUGCUACCCGAACCCCACCUCAGCUGCAGGAGUGCCUGGCAGCCUACGGGCACCAUUUCCAGGUGGAGGCUGAGGACGACAUCAAGUCUAAGACCAGUGGCAUCUUGCGGGACCUGCUCCUGGCCCUGGCCAAGGGGGGCCGGGAGAGCUACUCUGGAAUUAUUGACUACAAUCUGGCAGAGCAGGAUGUCCAGGCGCUGCGGCAGGAUGAAGGGCGCAGCACCGAGGGGCCAUGGGUCCUAAUCCUCACCCAGCGCAACCCCAAACACCUCACCCGAGUGUUUGAGCAGUACCAGCGGCGCACGGGGCAGGAGCUGGAGGAGGCCGUGCGCACCCGUUUCCGUGGAGAGGCCCGGGCCGCCCUGCUCAGCCUAGCCUCGGUGAUCAGGAACACGCCGCUGUACUUUGCUGACAAACUUCACCGAGCCCUCCAGGAGUCUGAGCCCAAUUACCAAGUCCUGAUGCGCAUCCUUAUCUCUCGAAGUGAGACUGACCUUCUAAGCAUCCGAGCUGAGUUCAAGAAGAAAUUUGGAAAGUCCCUCUAUUCUUCUCUCCAGGAUGCUGUCACAGGGGAUUGCCGGUCAGCCCUUCUGGCCCUGUGCAGAGCUGAAGACAUUUGAGGCGUCCCUUCCCCCGACCUCCAUGUGACAUUCAAGGAUCUAAGAUGCCCAUGUUUGGCUAAGCCUGCAGGAGACCAGCUGGGCCUCUAAAUAGGAUGACCCUUCAUGGUGCCCCAGAUACCAAGUUUCUUGUUAAGGCUGAACUGUAUCUUUUAAAUCCCUAAUUUCUUUAAUUUCAAAAUGGUAUCUUUACCUGGGUCCUCUAGCUCUAUCCUGGAAGAAGGGUAGUGGGAUUUCUUUGAUAGUUUCUAUCCCACCCAUCUUUCUCAUACCCUGGCCAGAACAUCUCUCUGGUACUCCAAUUCUUUUUGGCAAACUUUACUGUUGUUUGUGUUCUCUGACUGAACUUCGGGUGGAGCAGGACACAGACCAGGAAGACGCCUUGGAGCUGAAGCACCUUUGAAGUGCACUUGGCUAUUCAAUGGGAAUCCUGUUUUUGCCCCAGUGUUGCAGUUAUCAACAUGUUCCACCUACCA
Molecule: messenger RNA, 2160 nt
Organism: Ictidomys tridecemlineatus (thirteen-lined ground squirrel)
Lineage: Eukaryota; Metazoa; Chordata; Mammalia; Rodentia; Sciuridae
Source: RefSeq, a predicted model, not a curated record